AUGCGCGGGUCCCUCCUCAGCCUGGCAAGCCAUGAAGAGAGGCAGACAGCUCCAGAAAGAGAAAAGGACUACAGCAGCCUGCAGCUGAAGAAGUUAGAUGAAGACAGUUUAACCAAACAACCUGAAGAAGUAUUUGAUGUAUUGGAGAAGCUUGGAGAAGGUUCCUAUGGCAGUGUGUUCAAAGCCAUUCAUAAAGAAACGGGUCAAGUUGUUGCAAUUAAACAAGUUCCCGUGGAAUCUGACCUGCAAGAGAUUAUAAAGGAAAUAUCCAUAAUGCAGCAGUGUGACAGUCCUCAUGUGGUGAAAUACUACGGCAGCUAUUUUAAGAACACAGACUUGUGGAUAGUCAUGGAAUACUGCGGCGCUGGAUCUGUGUCUGAUAUUAUUCGAUUACGAAAUAAAACUCUCACAGAAGAGGAAAUUGCUACAAUAGUACAAUCAACACUGAAAGGACUAGAAUACCUGCAUUUUAUGAGGAAAAUACACAGGGACAUCAAAGCUGGAAAUAUAUUGCUCAAUACAGAGGGACAUGCGAAACUUGCAGAUUUUGGAGUGGCAGGACAACUUACAGACACCAUGGCAAAGCGGAACACAGUUAUAGGGACCCCAUUUUGGAUGGCUCCAGAAGUGAUUCAAGAAAUUGGGUAUAAUUGUGUUGCAGACAUCUGGUCCCUGGGAAUCACUGCAAUAGAAAUGGCUGAGGGCAAGCCACCAUACGCAGAUAUUCACCCUAUGAGGGCAAUUUUCAUGAUUCCUACCAAUCCACCUCCAACAUUCCGGAAACCAGAGCUCUGGUCAGACAAUUUUACGGACUUUGUAAAACAGUGUCUUGUUAAGAGCCCAGAGCAGCGUGCCACUGCAACACAGCUUCUGCAGCACCCGUUUGUUAAAAGUGCCAAAGGCGUGUCAAUUCUGCGAGACUUGAUUAAUGAAGCAAUGGAUAUCAAGCUGAAACGUCAAGAGGCGCAACAGCGUGAACUAGAUCAAGAUGAUGAAGAAAAUUCAGAAGAAGAUGAAACAGAUUCAGGUACCAUGGUGAGGGCAAGUGGAGAUGAAACUGGUACCAUAAGAGCUAUCAACACCAUGAGUGAUGGAGCCAACACAAUGAUAGAACAUGACGGCACCUUGGAAUCCCAGUUGGGUACAAUGGUCAUAAACACGGAAGAGGAAGAGGAGGAGGGCACCAUGAAAAGGAGGGAUGAAACGAUGCAGCCAGCCAAACCAUCAUUCCUUGAAUAUUUUGAGCAGAAGGAGAAGGAGAAUCAAAUCAAUAGCUUUGGGAAGAAUGUGUCUGGCCAGACAAAAAAUUCAUCUGAUUGGAAAGUACCACAGGAUGGAGACUACGAAUUUCUAAAGACUUGGAGUGUGGAUGAACUUCAGAGGAGGCUCUCGGCCCUGGACCCCAUGAUGGAGCAGGAGAUUGAAGAAAUCCGCCAGAAGUACCAGUCAAAGCGGCAGCCGAUCCUCGAUGCCAUUGAAGCCAAGAAGCGGCGGCAGCAGAACUUCUGA
Molecule: messenger RNA, 1509 nt
Organism: Charadrius vociferus (killdeer)
Lineage: Eukaryota; Metazoa; Chordata; Aves; Charadriiformes; Charadriidae
Gene: STK4
Product: serine/threonine kinase 4
Exons: 11
Coding region: 1-1509 (502 amino acids)
Biological process (GO): protein phosphorylation; regulation of MAPK cascade; intracellular signal transduction
Cellular component (GO): cytoplasm
Molecular function (GO): ATP binding; protein serine/threonine kinase activity
Source: RefSeq, a predicted model, not a curated record